UCCGGCCUGCUCAGCAAGAGGGAUAUAUUACAUCAGUAGCUUUGGCAAAGCAGCAUUUCACUUUAAGAAAUCCACCAAGUGUAACAGUAUUAGAACUGGCAAACAAAGGCAGGAUGCGGCUUCUCGAGGCAGUCGGGUGUGUCCUGGCGCUGAUUCUAGUGAGUGAUGCAUACUUUGACUGUCGACGUCGGGGGAUGUCCUGCAAUACCGGAACAUGUAACAUCAACACGGGGAACUGCAACUGUCUCGACAACACCUCGGGGAAGGACUGCGGCCAAGGGCCUGAGACCACGGGGUGUGUUGGAGACUGCCAGAACGACGGCACGUGUACAGACAUCUCGGGGUCGCCGAGCUGCUACUGCAAUGAAACAUUCACCGGUCCCCUGUGUGAGCUGCGGCGAUCCCAAGUGGAGUGCAGCGGAGAGAACAUGACAAUAACCAUUCGACCCUACACUGGCUUCGUCGGUGCGGUGUACAUUCGAAACCAAGCCAACACUGCUGACUGUGAAUUCGAACAAAAGACGGACGCACAGUCCACAUACUACGAACAGGUCUUUAACCUCCGAGAAGGGUGUUCUGCUAUCGUGAAGAAUGACACCCCAGGGGAGGACGACGUGACGUUUCAGAGGGAGGUGAUUGUCCAGUACAACCCCAAUCUGGAGACGCGGCUGGACCAGAUCAUCACAGUCUCAUGUGAACAUAUCGCUGCCAACACAUCAGAUCUAGAGAGCACCAUGCCAAGCGUCGACGUCGAUCAAAGGACCAACCUUACAAGAGACGAGACGAAGUCAGUGUACGAACCUGUGGAGUUCGAGAUUCAGGAGAGAAGCGGAGGCAAGGUCAGCCCGCCCAUCUUCAUUGGCAGGGAGCUACGCCUGUUCUUCUCCCUCAAGGACACAGCUGUGUUCAAGACGUUGAACGUGGAGAGUUGCAUGGCUGUGAACGGGCGAUCAGGAUCCGACAGGAAAACCCAGAACCUGGUACAAAACAGCUGCCCAACAAUAGAAUCCAUUGAUGUGUUACGAGGGCCUCUAGCACGUAACACUGACCAGAGCGCUGUUGUCAUCAACUUCGAUGCAUUUAAGUUUGUGGACAGUAACGACCUGGAGUUUGAGUGUAAGGUUCGCACGUGUAAGGAGGGGGACACCAGGUGUGAAGCGGAAACUUGCUUUGGGACCGAUACAGGAUUCGGUAGGAGGAAGAGAGAUACCGACGUCGGGAGGAUGCAAGAGGAAGAAACGGUUGUGAGGAGCAGAAUCACAGUGAUAGAUCCCCACUCAUCGCAGAUAAUGACAGGUUCUGUGAGCGACUCUAAAGAAUGCAUUCAGAGGACGGAUAUCAUCCUCACCAUCGCCAUGCUGGCUGCUGCCGUCUUCAUCCUCUUCAUCGUCACUUUCUGUCUGGCAUUAAAAGCUCUCCGGUCACGUCGUGAAAAGUCCGUUGACAGUGACACCGACUCAACGACGUCGUCAGGCGGCACACGCCUUAGAAUACCUCGGGUCAGAUCGGUGUUCUAGACCUAUUCAGUUCUGUAAGGCUUAAGCAGGAAAUGUUUCUCGGGCAUCGGCAUGUUACUUAAAGGUGAGGUGAGGUGAAAUGGGGUGAGGUGAGGUGAGGUGAGGUGAGGUGAGGUGAGGUUAAAUGAGGUUUAACGUCGCGUCCAAGAUUAUUGCACUUAUA
Molecule: messenger RNA, 1680 nt
Organism: Haliotis rufescens (red abalone)
Lineage: Eukaryota; Metazoa; Mollusca; Gastropoda; Lepetellida; Haliotidae
Product: EGF-like domain-containing protein 2
Exons: 11
Coding region: 114-1517 (467 amino acids)
Source: RefSeq, a predicted model, not a curated record